ACGUCGUUAAAGCCGCGCCACCUGAUUCACCGCAAGCUCCCGCGUCAAUUACUACUGCUGCUCUACUGCACUACAUCCUCCCUCCUCUUCGAUUUCCCGGAUCAUCUCUUUCAGCCGAUGUGAUCGGAUCCCCUCCACCCCGCGCGCGCCAUGGGCAAGAAGCACGCCGCCGCCGGCAGCGGCGGCGGGUGGCUCGCCGCCGUCAGGAAGGUCUUCCGCCCCUCCAAGGACGCCGCCGACAAGAAGGGUGGCGGCGGCGGCGAUAGGGAGGAGGAGGCGGCGGCGGAGGCUGCGCCGGAGGUCCUUCUGCUGGAGCAUUUCCCGGCGGGCGGGACGUCGCCGUCGGCGGAGGGGACGGGCAAUGAUCAGGGCGGCACGGUGGUGGGGAAAGGGGAGGGUGAGGAGGAGGACGGCGAGGACGGGUACGGCGAGGUGGAGCGCGCGAGGGCGCUGGCGGCAGCGGCGGAGGCGGCGGUGGCGGCGGCCGAGGCCGCGGCGAGGGUGGUGAGGAUGUCGGCGCUCCGGCGCGCGUCGCGGGAGGAGCGCGCCGCCGUGCGCAUCCAGGCAUUCUACCGCGGCUACCUGGCGCGUCGAGCCCUGCGCGCGCUCCGCGGGCUGGUGCGGCUGCAGGCGCUGGUGCGCGGUCACCAGGUGCGGCGCCAGGUCCACCUCACCAUGCGCUGCAUGCAGGCGCUCGUCCGCGCCCAGGCCCGCGUCCGCGCCCGCCGCCUCAUCACCGACCACAUCCACGCCGGCGUCGCCCCGCUCCGCCUCCCGCCCCUUCCUCCCGCCACCGCCGCCGCCACCUACAGCUCCCGGCGACGGGAAGGCGGAUACUCGUGGCAUCCUCUCCGCAACAAUUCGUACCACGCUCAGCUCGGCGAGCGAGACGAGAGCGACGACGACGUCGACGGCGACGGCGGCAAGGUUGGCGAGCACGCGCGGCAGCAGCAGCAGCGGCAACGAGGCAACGACGUCAGGAGCAGGAGCCCUUUCCGGAGCUGGGACGGCAGCAGCCGCACCCCGGAGGAAGACAGGGCCGAGGGCGUGCGCCGGCACGACGCCGCCGCUCGCCGCGAGCGCGCGCGCGCCUACGCCUACGGCUACCAGCAGCAGAGACAAUGGCAGGAGAAGGCCGGCGGCUUCCAAUGGCUGGACAGAUGGAUGGCAGCGCAAGCGCAGCAGCACGCGCCGGAGCCCGACAAGAGCCGCCGCAGAGCCGCCCUGACGGCCGCCGCCGACGGCACCACCAUGCCCGAGAGGACGGUCGAGAUGGACACGACGUCGUACCGGAGCCCGCUCAACUCGCACUCCGCCGCCGUGCAGGGCCGGCCGCCGGCUGUCCCAGGUUACAUGGCGGCGACGCAGGCGGCGCGCGCCAGGGCGCGCACGGCGCCGCCGGCCACCCCGGCGCACGCCAGGAGCCGGUCCGGCGCCGUUCUCGCCGGGGACACGUCGAGCUCGGGGCAGAGCGGCAGCGGCAGCGGCGGCGGCGGCGCGCAUGUACAAAAACCGUGCGCGGUGUACAGCCCGGAAUCGAGAGGCACCGGCGACUGGACGCCGCCACGGCUCGCCGUCAGCAGCCGCGCCACCAGGUUGGUGUACGCUUGAUUCGGCGUGGCGCGCCCAUCCGCGAAACACAAAAUCUGAUGGGAUCGUCAGGGUUGUAACUUGUGCUUUGUGUACUUCCCAAACCAUGGCAGAUUUUGGAUUGCUUUCUUGUUGUUAUACCAAUGUAUAGCUUGCUGUGUGUGGCAAAUGUCUGAAGAUCGUGUAAAAGUUUUGAAUGUUCUGAAAAAAAAAACAAUUGGGGCACAAUAAAGUUAAGAGCCAUUCUCUGUUCAA
Molecule: messenger RNA, 1845 nt
Organism: Oryza sativa Japonica Group (Japanese rice)
Lineage: Eukaryota; Viridiplantae; Streptophyta; Magnoliopsida; Poales; Poaceae
Product: protein IQ-DOMAIN 21
Molecular function (GO): protein binding
Source: RefSeq, a predicted model, not a curated record